This is a messenger RNA of Piliocolobus tephrosceles (Ugandan red Colobus), 4347 nucleotides long. RefSeq names its product mannosidase alpha class 2B member 2 (gene MAN2B2). NCBI's taxonomy places the organism in Eukaryota, Metazoa, Chordata, Mammalia, Primates, Cercopithecidae. Gene Ontology annotation, cellular component: lysosome. Gene Ontology annotation, molecular function: alpha-mannosidase activity; carbohydrate binding. Gene Ontology annotation, biological process: mannose metabolic process. The transcript has 16 exons. The record is from RefSeq and is a predicted model, not a curated record. The coding region runs from base 44 to 2659 and encodes 871 amino acids.
GGACCCGGAAGUGGGCCAGGCUCCUUCCCCGCCGGCCGCAGGGAUGGGGCAGCUUCGCUGGUUGCCGCUGCUGGCACCGCUGCUAUUGUUGCGACCGCCGGGGGUCCAGUCCGCCGACCCCAUCCAGGCCUUCGUGGUGCCCCACAGCCACAUGGACGUGGGCUGGGUCUACACUGUGCAGGAAAGCAUGCAGGCGUACGCCGCCAAUGUCUACACCUCAGUGGUGGAAGAGCUGGCCCGUGGCCAGCAGCGCCGGUUCAUCGCCGUGGAGCAGGAGUUUUUCCGGCUGUGGUGGGAUGGCGUCGCCUCGGACCAGCAGAAACACCAGGUCCGCCAGCUCCUAGAGGAAGGACGCCUGGAAUUUGUCAUCGGAGGCCAGGUCAUGCAUGACGAGGCCGUGACGCACCUUGAUGACCAGAUCCUGCAGCUCACAGAAGGACACGGGUUUCUCUAUGAAACAUUUGGGAUCCGGCCACAGUUCUCCUGGCACGUUGACCCAUUUGGCGCCUCUGCCACGACCCCCACCCUAUUUGCGCUGGCAGGCUUCAACGCCCACCUCGGCUCCCGGAUCGACUACGACCUGAAGGCAGCCAUGCAGGAGGCCCGGGGGCUGCAGUUCGUGUGGCGAGGGUCACCAUCCCUCUCAGAGCAGCAGGAAAUCUUCACGCACAUCAUGGACCAGUACAGCUACUGCACCCCGUCCCACAUCCCUUUCUCCAAUAGGUCAGGAUUUUACUGGAAUGGCGUGGCCGUCUUCCCCAAGCCUCCCCCAGAUGGGGUGUACCCCAACAUGAGUGAGCCUGUCACACCAGCCAACAUCAACCUCUAUGCUGAAGCUCUGGUGGCCAACGUGAAGCAGAGGGCCGCCUGGUUCCAGACACCCCACGUCCUCUGGCCCUGGGGAUGCGACAAGCAGUUCUUCAAUGCCUCGGUGCAGUUCGCCAACAUGGACCCACUGCUGGACCACAUCAACAGCCACGCUGCCGAGCUCGGUGUCUCAGUGCAGUACGCCACACUGGGCGACUACUUCCGUGCCCUGCACGCUCUCAAUGUCACCUGGCGUGUCCGCGACCACCACGACUUCCUGCCCUAUUCCACAGAACCAUUCCAGGCCUGGACGGGCUUCUACACGUCCCGCAGCGCACUGAAGGGGCUGGCCCGGCGAGCCAGCGCCUUGUUGUAUGCCGGGGAGUCCAUGUUCACACGCUACAUGUGGCCGGCCCUCCGUGGGCAUCUGGACCCCGCCUGGGCCCUGCAGCAGCUCCAGCAGCUUCGCUGGGCUGUCUCCGAGGUCCAGCACCAUGAUGCCAUCACUGGGACUGAGUCUCCCAAGGUGAGAGACAUGUACGUGACGCACCUGGCCGCGGGGAUGCUGGGCGUGCGCAAGCUGAUGGUCUCCAUCGUCCUAGACAAGCUCCAGCCCCAGGCACCCACGGCGGCCAGCUCGGGUGCAGGGCCUGCAGGACACUUUGCCUUGGUCUACAACCCGCUGGCCUGGACAGUCACCACCAUCGUCACCCUGACUGUUGGUUUCCCUGGAGUCCGCGUCACAGAUGAGGCGGGCCACCCAGUGCCCUCGCAGAUCCAGAACUCAACAGAGACCCCUUCUGCCUAUGACCUGCUUAUCCUGACCACAAUCCCAGGCCUCAGUUACCGGCACUACAGCGUCAGACCCACUGCAGGGGCCCAAGAGGGCACCCAGGAACCAGCUGCCACCGUGGCCACCACGCUUCAAUUUGGCCGCAGGCUGAGGAGACGCACCAGCCCUGCGGGCAGGCACUUGGUGCCUGUGGCAAACGACUGCUACAUUGUGCUGCUCAACCAGGAUACCAACCUGAUGCACAGCAUCUGGGAGAGACAGAGCAACCGAACGGUGCGCGUGACCCAGGAGUUCCUGGAGUACCACGUCAACGGGGAUGUGAAACAGGGCCCCAUUUCCGAUAACUACCUGUUCACACCGGGCAAGGCCGCGGUGCCUGCGUGGGAAGCUGUGGGAAUGGAGAUCGUGGCGGGACAGCUUGUGACUGAGAUCCGGCAAUACUUCUACAGGAACAUGACAGCACGGAAUUACACAUAUGCAAUCCGCUCCCGGCUUACCCAUAUGCCACAGGGCCAUGACGGGGAGCUGCUCUGCCACCGGAUAGAGCAGGAGUACCGAGCCGGCCCCCUAGAGCUGAACCGCGAGGCUGUCCUGAGGACCAGCACCAGCCUAAACAACCAGCAGGUCAUCUACUCAGACAACAACGGCUACCAGAUGCAGCGGAGGCCCUACCUUUCCUAUGUGAACAACAGCAUUGCCCGGAAUUACUACCCCAUGGUUCAGUCGGCCUUCAUGGAGGAUGACAAAAGCAGGCUUGUGUUGCUGUCAGAGCGGGCACAUGGCAUCUCCAGCCAAGAGAAUGGGCAGGUGGAGGUCAUGCUCCACCGGCGGCUGUCGAACAACUUCGACUGGGACCUGGGCUACAACCUCACGCUGAACGACACCUCGGUCGUCCACCCAGUGCUCUGGCUUCUCCUGGGAUCCUGGUCCCUCACCGCUGCUCUGCGCCAGAGGAGUGCAGUGGCCCUGCAGCACAGGCCCGUGGUGCUGUUCGGAGACCUGGCUGGUCUGGAGGCUCAGCAUUUAAAAGACUGGCUUGGUGGUGGUGCAUGCCUAUAAUCCCAGCUACGCGGGAGACUGAGGCGGGAGAAUCACUUGAACCCAGGAGGCAAAGGUUGCAGGGAGCUGAGAUUGCACCGUUCCAUCUCAACCUGGGUGACGGAGCAAGACUCUGUCUCAAAAAUAAAAAUAAAAGACAAUUUUGGUCUGAAUCUAGGUGUGCUGUCACCAGGGGGGGGGUAUUCCUAAUCUGUAGUCUAAUCUGAAGGACUUAUUCUGUACCUCCACUGAGGCUUCUGUGCAUCAGAUCAACAACCACGUAGUUCUGUGUCUCUAUAAAGUAGGAGAACAUGAGAAACAUUAAACAAUGAUUGCAUUUAAAGAUAGCUGCCAUUCUCACCAACCCUUAAACUCUUUUCUUUUUCUGCUCACCUAUGGAGGUUUUGAUUAGCAUGUGCUUCCCUGCUUUGGUUUGAGAGCCAGAACCUUCCCAAGGCAGUAGCAAGCAGGCAGGCUGUCACCCACCCAUGCAGCAAGCAUGCGCUGAGCACUUGCAGGGUGCCUGGGCCACACACCGGAGAUGGAGAAGAGCAGCCCCUGACCCAGGAGAGUUUUCCUGGGCUGUUGGACAGGGGAGGUGUGUUCGUAUAGAGCCAGGAUUCAGGGUGGAGAGGGAGCCGUGCCAUAGAGGGCCUGGUGUUUCGUGGGUGUGGAGGAGUGUGAGACCACAGCUGGGAGGAGGUCAGGGGUCAGGUCCAGGGGGUGGAAGUAACAGAGCCUAAAGCGGCAGCUAUUUGGGCAGAGCCUGGAGAAGCUUAUGGAAUCUAAGGAGGAGCUGGACACAAGGUCCAGACAGGCACGGGGCAGGGCAGCUCUGGGCAUCUCAGGAGCAGAGGCUCACAGCCUUGUCUCCCAGGACUGCCAUUGAGCCACCUCUGAUUCCCAUGCUUCGGAUUCCCAGAAGAGGAAAUCCGAUUGGCCUAGCAGGGUCAGGUUCUGCUCCCAGACCAGUCAGUGGUUCCUUCUGGGUGGCCGGGGCUUUUCCUGCAAAGAUGAGGCCGUGUCUGAGAAAGCCCCAUGGCUGUUGUCAGCUCCGUCCCGCCUGGCCUCGCUCUGGUCUCUGUUGGUUGUGGGUAAGGGAAACCCAACAUGAAGUAGCUGAGCCUCCAAGGAGAGUGCAUGGUGAGGCCCCCAUAACCAAGGGAAGGGCGGGGUGGACCUGGGCCUCAGGCCUGGAGCCCUUGUGAGGCUGUCCCUGUGCAUCUGUCACCUGCACUUCUCUCCAUCUGCAGACGUUCCUUCACCUCCCACCUGGGAUGUGACUCUGAACAGCUCUGGGGCUGCCCUCAAAGAACAGCUCUGUCUUCCCCACUCAAAAGGACCUAAGACUUGGACUUUCCAGUUCCCAGUGUAGAAGUCCUGGGGAAAGAUUCUGAUUGGUCCUGCUGGGGUCAGGUGGCCCAUACCUGGACCAAUCAGCAUGGCCUGGGGUGAUGUAAGAAGAUGGUAGCUCCAGCUGAACAUCUCGACUUGGAAGGAGUAGGGGCCAGGUGCCUUCUGAGCAGAGAGACCAGUAGAUGACAAAACAGGGGUGGAACUGGCAUCCCAGAUCUUGAGUAGAAAACAGGGCUCUGGCCAGACAUGGUGGCUCACACUUGUAAUCCCAGCACUUUGGGAGGCCAAGGAGGGAGGAUCACUUAAGCCCAGGAGUUUAAGACUAGCCUGUGAGACCCUGUUUCUACAAAACA